CUGUCAUCAGCAAACUCCACGCCUCAGCCUUCAUCCUCUUCCAUACCUAUCUAACCCACUCCUCCACCCCUUCGCCUGCAUGGCUCCUUCUCCACCUUUGUCCUCCUCCUCCUCCUCCUCCUCCUCCCGUGACUGACUGUUCCCCGCCGGCGACCUCGCCUGCUUCUUGAUGCUAUGUCCGCCAGAUUUCGCCGGUCUGCGCACGACUAUGAGCUGCUGCCCCGCGCCUCGUUCGAAGCAGACGACUUUCCAGACCUCCAGCGUUCCGUCUCAAAUUCCUCGUGGCUAGGCCUCCUGGUCGUGCGCUUGCCCGGCGUGAAGCACAUCUUGAACCCCGCCGCCUACGCCCACCUUAUUACCCCUCGACGGCGGCGCCGCUCCAUCCUCCGGCUCAUCUACUGGUCCCUCUUCCUCUUCCCCUACUUCUGCCUCUUUCUUGUCGUCUUCUGGUCCCUCUUCUUCCCCUCCUACACUUACGCGCCCGCCCAUUACAAUGAGCUUCGCCAGUUGUCACUACGGAGUACCUUUCCCGGCCGAGCCAACGUGCGCAACGAAAAAGUAUUCAUAGCUGCCUCCAUCUAUGAGACCAAUGGGGCAUUGACUUCUGGCGAAUGGGGAAGGUCUGUGCUGGAGCUGGUCGACCUGCUCGGCCCAAAAAACGUCUAUCUGAGUCUGUAUGAGAAUGACCCCGACCCCGUCUCUCAAGAUGCCCUUGUUGAGUUCCAAAGGCAAGUUACUUGUAACUCUACCAUCAAUCGCGAGAAGUUCGACAUGUCAACAAUGCCUCGCGUUAUCCUCCCCUCCGGAGAAACCCGUAUAAAGAGAAUUACAUUUUUGGCCGAGGUCAGAAACCGAGCAUUGAGACCACUAGAAGAAUCGCCCGUAGCAUUUGACCGGCUGCUGUUCAUUAAUGAUGUGAACUUUGUUCCUCUCGAGGCCGCUCAACUCCUUUUCUCCACAAACGUGGACUCCAACGGGCGAGCUAACUACGGUGCAGCAUGUGCGGUAGACUUCAUUAACCCUUUCAAGUUCUACGACAGAUUCGCAACACGAGAUCUGGAUGGCUACAAUAUGGGAAUACCCUUUUACCCCUGGUUUACUAGUGCGGGCUCCUCUACGAGCCGUUCAGAUGUCCUGGCAGGAUCGGAUGCGGUCCGAGUACGGAGCUGCUGGGGAGGUAUGACUGCAUUCGAGGCGAAAUGGUUCCAGGAUUUGCAAACCUCUCAUACUGCAUCCUCAUCGAACUCGACACACCCACCACCCAUUUCGCCCAACUCGUCACCGCUACGGUUCCGCGCCGAAGAAGACACCUUUUGGGACUCAUCCGAAUGCUGUCUCAUUAAUGCCGACCUGGAAUACCGCCGCACCGGUCUUGGCAUGGCCGCAGACUCGGCUAUUCUUAUGAAUCCUUUCGUUCGCGUGGCCUAUGAUCCGCGCACUUUGUCUUGGCUACCCUUGACCAGACGACCAGAAAAGCUGUAUUCGCUCAUACACGACAUCCUAAAUCGCAUAGUUGGAUUCCCCUCAUUCAACCCACGACAGAUGGAAAUGCCAGGGCAAAGGGUAACCGAAAAGGUCUGGGAAUACGACGACCCCACAGGCGCUCUCGUCGGCAAUGCGACUGGAGAAAACUUAACGGGCCAUUAUCGCGAAGUUCAAAGGAUUGCGAAGCCGGGCGGAUUCUGCGGCGGGCGAAAACUGCUCGUUAUCAACGAAAACCCUAGGCAGGGAGAGGGAAAGUGGGGUGGUAUUCCCCCUCCAACGCCUCUUCCUGAGAUCUGAAAUCUCUUUCCCCGCUACAUUUCCCCGAGCGGUUCUUUUAAUGCUGUUCUUUUCUCGAUAAACUGUCUUACCAUAACCCUUUUUCGUUUAAUUAUUUAAUUGCAUAGCGACGGCGCACUGGGGGAGGAUUCCUUUGCAUCGAAGCACAAGGCGAGCAUCAUCACAAAAGAGAUGAGCAUUAGUUAUCACAACUCUCAAUUUUGUAAUGAUAGCGCUCAGCAAUUUCACACCUCGUACAUUCGUACGAUGUUCAAUCCAACAUAUCACGUUAAU
Lindgomyces ingoldianus is the source of this 2055-nucleotide messenger RNA. RefSeq lists its product as uncharacterized. The transcript has 2 exons. The record is from RefSeq and is a predicted model, not a curated record. The coding region runs from base 175 to 1782 and encodes 535 amino acids. Lineage: Eukaryota; Fungi; Ascomycota; Dothideomycetes; Pleosporales; Lindgomycetaceae.